This is a messenger RNA of Raphanus sativus (radish), 694 nucleotides long. Its product is annotated as late embryogenesis abundant protein At5g17165. The record is from RefSeq and is a predicted model, not a curated record. The transcript is spliced from 2 exons. NCBI's taxonomy places the organism in Eukaryota, Viridiplantae, Streptophyta, Magnoliopsida, Brassicales, Brassicaceae. Bases 176 to 547 code for a protein of 123 amino acids.
GGGAAUCGUAUGAUGUGCUCUUUUGUCUCAUUCCACACUUGUAUUUUAUUUUUUUUUCACACUGAAAUUUCCAUCUUGUAUGUUAUAUUUAUAUAAACAGACAAGUUGCAAGUAUUCUCCAUUAAUACUCAUCCAAACACAACUCUCUCUCUCUCAAUCUUGGGGUACCAGUUGAAUGGCAGCCAAAUCCAAGAGCCUUCAGGUGAUCAGGAAGCACCUAGUCAACGGCGUUCGUUCAUGGGCUUUCCCACGCGCCGUCGCAUCUGAUCUCUCUGCCUCUAGGAAUGGUCACACAUCGGCGUAUGAUAAGAACGUAGAAGAAGAAUUGCAAUCGAGUAAAGUGCCUGAUGAAUUGAUAAAGCCUGAUGACUCUGACAAAUAUUGGUCUCCUCAUCCUCGAACAGGUGUCUUUGGACCUUCGACCUCAUCUUCCACCACCGACAUAACCGAGGAGAAUCGCAGCAGUCAAGAUGACUCAGUAAUGGAGGAGAAAGCUUGGUACCGUCCAACAAGUCUCGAGGAUUUGGACAAGACUCAGCAUUCGUAGGAAGCAAACUCUUCCCUUGAUGUUAUUUGUGUGUUUGAUAAUGUUGUAAUAAAAUUUGAAGUCACACUAUUACGUUAUGUAACAAUAACGAACUAAACUCUCCGUGUUAUGAUGUUUUAUGAAUGUGAUUGUUACGCUUGUUUUGCA